Frieseomelitta varia is the source of this 1670-nucleotide messenger RNA. It is a transcript of the gene zyd, whose product is annotated as sodium/potassium/calcium exchanger 4. The coding region runs from base 367 to 1575 and encodes 402 amino acids. Gene Ontology annotation, molecular function: calcium, potassium:sodium antiporter activity; calcium channel activity. Gene Ontology annotation, biological process: calcium ion transmembrane transport; intracellular calcium ion homeostasis. The transcript is spliced from 8 exons. NCBI's taxonomy places the organism in Eukaryota, Metazoa, Arthropoda, Insecta, Hymenoptera, Apidae. The record is from RefSeq and is a predicted model, not a curated record. Gene Ontology annotation, cellular component: membrane.
GCUCGAGCCUGCUGCACGUACAGAGAAUAGAAUAGGAGUGGCACUUGUUUUCGAAUAGAACGUUGAAACGGCGUUCGUUAUGUCGCACGACGUGAGAUCACGUCUACGUCACGAGUGAAUUUGAAUUACCUCUGGGCGAGAAAUUUUUUCCGCGAGAAGUAGAUUCAACAGGCGAACAACGAAGGUAUAAAUUGUACACCUCCAGCGAUAGAAGACUUUCCACACGAUCUCUUCGACGAGAAACAGAGGCAGGGCGGAGCUGUUGUCGUGCACGUAAUCGUUUCGCUUUAUCUGUUCAUCGCGUUAGCGGUAGUGUGCGACAAAUUUUUCGUUCCCGCUGUGGAAAAAAUAUGUCACGCACUUUCGAUGUCCAAGGACGUGGCGGGUGCAACCUUUAUGGCCGCGGCGACGUCGGCGCCGGAACUGUUCGUAAACGCGAUCGGCACGUUCAUCACCGAAGGUGACAUCGGUGUCGGAACAAUAGUAGGCUCGGCUGUAUUCAAUAUUCUCGCGGUACCGGCUUGCUGCGGUAUUGGUGCUGGAAUGGUAGUUCCUCUGGACUGGUGGCCAGUUAGCAGAGAUUGUCUCGCCUAUGGCGUUACGGUUGCCAUUCUGAUAUGUAUCAUACACGACGAACGAGUAGAAUGGUACGAAGCGUUAACGCUAGUGUUAUUGUACAUCGUAUACAUCGCCGUCAUGUAUUGGGACAAAUCGUUUCAGCGAUGCACGCGAUUCCGUACGCAUAAUGCUGAUCGAUCGUUAUCGGAUGAUCAUCGACACGCGACAGAAGGCAGCACGGAAAUUCACAUGGCAAGAUCCGAUAAAGUACAAACGACCGGCGAACAAGCUGAACAUAUAGAUGUACCAUUACAAAAUGGAGGAACAAAGACUCAGGAAGAGAAUCCCGAGCCUAAUUACGAGUACGAAUUAUUGGUUUGGCCGGCACGGGCUGGAUGGAUAAGAAAAACAGCAUGGAUUUUGACGUGGCCGAUUCAUUUGAUCUUCAUGUGCACCAUCCCGGACUGCGAGAAGCCACGAUUCAAAAAUUGGUUCCCAAUAACGUUCCUUAUGUGCAUCAUUUGGAUUGGAUCGUUGAGCUACGUGGUCGCAUGGAUGAUCACUAUAAUUGGGGACACUUUGAAAAUACCAGAUUCCGUGAUGGGCAUUACUUUUCUGGCUGCUGGUACCAGCGUUCCAGAGGCCGUAUCAAGCGUAAUAGUGGCGAAGCAAGGACACGGCUCGAUGGGUAUUAGCAACUCGAUAGGAUCAAACACUUUCGACAUACUGCUGUGCUUGGGUCUGCCGUGGCUAAUCAAAUCAUCGUUCUCGCCGACGCAACCAGGGAAACAUUAUAUUAGUAUAAAUUCCGGUGGGCUCGAGUACAGUGCCAUAUCGCUGCUGUCGACACUGAUGUUGCUCUACAUUGCUUUCGCUUCGAACAAGUUUCAGCUCGAUAGAAAAGUUGGCCGAGCCUGUUUAUGUAUGUACGCGGUAUUUCUGAUACUAGCCUCGUUGAUAGAAUUAAAUGUAUUCUUCAGGGUGAAUUUACCCACGUGCCAGAGGACGGUCAAGUGAUCGGAAAUCGAAAGUAGAGUUGCUUAACGAUAUUUGAUACGGUGUUUGCCCUGAUCCUCGUACGUUCUCUCUCGAACUUACGAAAAAAAGAAAAA